Messenger RNA from Olea europaea var. sylvestris, 1821 nucleotides. Its product is annotated as ferruginol synthase-like. Gene Ontology annotation, molecular function: iron ion binding; heme binding; monooxygenase activity. The transcript is spliced from 2 exons. The record is from RefSeq and is a predicted model, not a curated record. The coding region runs from base 46 to 1539 and encodes 497 amino acids. Lineage: Eukaryota; Viridiplantae; Streptophyta; Magnoliopsida; Lamiales; Oleaceae.
UAGUCUUAUCUUUUAGUUCCCAACAGUAAGCAAAGGAAAAAAUCAAUGGAGUUCCUGACAAUUUUUCUUGUAGUAUUAUCUUUUCUAGUCUGGCAUGUCUUGAGAUCAAAUCUAAGGCGCUGGAGAACCGGCAGGUUACCUCCGGGGCCUCACCCCUUUCCGAUCAUCGGUAACAUUCUUCAACUUGGCGAAAACCCCCAUCAAUCACUAACCAAACUUUCCAAAAUUUAUGGUCCUCUUAUGUAUCUAAAGCUGGGGAGCAGAGAUUCAAUCGUCAUCUCAUCCCCGGAUAUUGCCAAGCAAGUACUACAAGAACAUGACCAAGUCUUCUCUUCUCGAACAAUUCCAGCAGCAGCAGCAGCCUAUGAUCAUUUCAAGAAGUCUAUGGCCUGGUUGCCUGUGUCUAGCCAAUGGCGAAAGCUUCGUAAACUUUGUAAAGAACAAAUGUUUUCGUUGCAUAGACUUGAUGCAAGCAAGGGUCUUCGUCAAGAAAAAAUGAAGAAAUUGUGUAACUAUGUGCAUGAUUGUUGCAUCAGCGAUCAGGUGGUUGAUAUUAGUGAAGCUGCGUUUAUCACAUCACUUAAUCUCAUCUCAGCCACUCUUUUCUCAACUGAUUUCGCUCAAUUUAAUUCCGAUUCUUCUCAAGAAAUGAAAAAUAUUGUAAGGGUUUUAUUGGCAAAUGGAGGUCUUCCUAAUCUUGCGGACUUCUUCCCUGUUCUUGAAUUCAUUGAUCCACAAGGUAUUAGGCGCAAAACCAAGAGUUACAUGAGCAGAAUAUUUGUAAUAUUAGAUGAUUUGAUCAAUCAACGGUUGAAGUCAAGAAGCGAGUCACUUGAUCAUCCAGUGAGAAACGAUUUACUAGAAGCCAUCCUGAAUCACAGCCAAGCAAGCGAAUCCGAAUUAACCUUGGAUGUUCUAAAACACCUACUUCUGGAUUUAUUCAUUGCAGGAACAGACACUACUUCGAGCACUGUGGAAUGGAUAAUGACUGAAUUAAUACGCAAUCCUGAGAAAAUGUCGAAAGCUAGAAACGAGCUUUGGACUGUCAUUGGACGAAACAAACAAGUUGAAGAAUCGGACAUCUCAAGACUUCCAUAUCUGCAAUCAGUGAUCAAAGAAACCUUUAGGUAUCAUCCUCCUGCCCCCUUUUUAGUACCUCACAAGGCAGAAGUUGAUACAGAAAUCAAUGGGUAUACAAUCCCUAAAGAUGCACAAAUACUUGUUAACGUAUGGGCAACUGGUAGAGAUUCAAGUCUUUGGUUAAAUCCAGACUCAUUUGAGCCUGAACGGUUUCUAAACCGUGAAGUAGACUUCAAAGGCCAAGAUUUCGAGCUCAUUCCAUUUGGUUCAGGAAGGAGGAUGUGCCCAGGAUUGCCUUUGGCUGACAGAAUGGUGCAUCUCAUGGUGGCAGCUUUGAUUCACAACUUCGACUGGAAACUGGAAAAAGGAAUGAAACCCGAAGAAGUCGACGUAAGUGAGAAAUUUGGGCUUUCAAUACAGAAGGCAGUUCCUCUCAAGGCUUUCCCAAUCAAACUGUGAUCCUUAGAAGUCUGUUUCACCUUGCAUACACCAAUUCUUUUAGCUACAAACAUCAUGUCGUAGAAUGUGUAACUGCUAGACACUGGUGCCGAAACAAAGUACUAGACAGUGGUUUAAAAACUAGAGAAACAUGUUUGCAAUAUUAUCAGUAGAUUGAAAUCAGUGUAAAAUAUAACUAAGGUAUUUGAUCCUCAAUCAUGCAAUGACUUGCCUGGAGAAAAAUCUUUCAUACGGCAGUCCUUUAAACAGAUCUGAAACAAGAUUAUUCCUCUUAAAAUUCCA